Molecule: messenger RNA, 999 nt
Organism: Zygotorulaspora mrakii
Lineage: Eukaryota; Fungi; Ascomycota; Saccharomycetes; Saccharomycetales; Saccharomycetaceae
Gene: CIA1
Product: iron-sulfur cluster assembly protein CIA1
Exons: 1
Coding region: 1-999 (332 amino acids)
Biological process (GO): iron-sulfur cluster assembly
Cellular component (GO): cytosolic [4Fe-4S] assembly targeting complex
Molecular function (GO): protein binding
Source: RefSeq, a predicted model, not a curated record
AUGCUCUCACUUGUUAAGUCUUUGAAAUUGCACAAGGAUAGGAUAUGGAGUAUUGAUGAGAGUAAUGGACUUUUAGCAACCGGCUCCUCAGACCGCUGUAUUAAAAUAGUAAAUUUAAAAGAUAAUAAGUUCGAGCUAGUAGACGAACUCGAUGACACGGUGCAUAAAAAGGCAAUUAGAUCUGUAUCAUGGAGACCACAUUCAAUGCUUUUAGCAGCUGGAUCGUUUGAUUCGACAAUUUCCAUCUGGAAUAGAGAAGAAUCUGGUGAUGAACUAUCAUCUGGAGUUUUGGAAAUGGAGUUAUUGGCUAUAAUUGAAGGCCAUGAAAAUGAAGUUAAAAGUGUGGCAUGGUCCAACGACGGUCUGUAUUUGGCUUCAUGCUCUAGAGAUAAGAGUGUUUGGAUCUGGGAAGCUGACGAAACAGGUGAAGAAUACGAAUGUAUCAGUGUGCUUCAGGAACACUCGCAGGAUGUAAAACAUGUCAUUUGGCAUCCAAGCCUACAAUUACUUGCUUCAAGCUCUUAUGAUGAUACUAUAAGGAUAUGGAACGAUUUUGAUGACGAUUGGGAAGCUGUUGCUGUGCUUACUGGUCAUGAAGGAACUGUAUGGUCAUCAGAUUUCGAAGAAGUGGAAUCGAACCUUAGAUUGUGCAGUGGCAGUGAUGACUCUACGGUACGUGUGUGGAAAUACCUCGGUGAUGAUGAGGACGAUCAGCAGAAAUGGAUUUGUCAAUCAAUCUUACCGCAGAUACAUACCAGGGCCAUCUAUAGUGUUGCGUGGGGAACAAAUGGUUUGAUUGCAAGUACUGGCUCCGACGGAUUGCUUGCAAUAUAUCAAGAGAAAGAAGAGGGGCAAUGGGAGAUAAUCGCUAAACGGGCCUUGGCUCAUGGAGUGCUUGAAACAAAUAUUGUUAAAUGGCUGCAAAUUGAUGGGAACAUACUACUUGCGACAGGCGGUGAUGAUGGCUACGUCAAUAUAUGGAAAUUGAAAGAGACAUAA